Molecule: messenger RNA, 1248 nt
Organism: Alnus glutinosa
Lineage: Eukaryota; Viridiplantae; Streptophyta; Magnoliopsida; Fagales; Betulaceae
Product: gibberellin 2-beta-dioxygenase 3
Exons: 2
Coding region: 48-1154 (368 amino acids)
Source: RefSeq, a predicted model, not a curated record
ACUUAAUUAUAUGCACUUGUAUAUCAUUUUCUUUCACAUAAAUCAUCAUGGCCUCUUCAACUCACAAGCAACAACAACAGCUACCAAACAUGUACGGCGCCACCGCAGCCCCGCCACCCACACCGUCAACUCAACCCCCAAACCUCCUGUCCACGUCAGACGCUGCCGACGCGCUCUCUAGGCUCCUCCACCGCCUCCCCUCACCCACUCUCUCCCUCCCCACUCGCCGCUCACCUCCCGCCAUGUGUCCACCUGUAGUCUCUCUCUCCGGUGAUCAAAACCCCUCCACUACUAUCCUCGACGCCCUCCAACUCGGGUUUUUCCAAGUCACCAACCAUACUAUCCCUUCCCAACUCGCUGGUUCGGCCGAGUCAGACUCGUUCGCUCUUUUUGACCUUUCUCGGGACAAAAAAGAGUCUUAUUUUCCCAAGAACUGGCCUCUGGGUUACGAAGGUGGCGAUGACGAAGACGGGGACGGACUCGGCGAGUCCUUCCGCUUGGACUCGUCGUGUUCUACUGAGUCAUCAACCGAGUUGUCCUUGGACUCUUUGCGCGAGUUCACUCGCGCUCUGGAGAAGCUUGGGCUGAGGAUCAUCGAGCUGCUUUCGAGCGCAGUGGGGUUUGAGAAUCCUGUAGGGGAGGAUCCAUCCCGGUUUUGUUCGUUGAUGUGGAUUUCUGAGGGCGUACCCGGGAAUAAACCGGUCUUGUCGGGUGGGUUUUACCCGUCUAUAGUGGGUUUACAUUAUCAAAUCAGGAGCCAGAAGUAUUCGCUGCUGGCGGAUUCGGGUUGGGUUUCUGUAUCGCCACAAGUGGACUCAGUCAUGGUCACGCUUGGCGACAUUGCUCACGUGUGGAGCAAUGGGAAGUUAAAGAAAGUGAGAGGGAAACCAGUGGCACAUUUGGGAGAUGCCAACAACACAGGCUGCAUAUCAAUGUCGCUGCUGGUGACUCUUCCUAUGGACAGUGAAGUCUCCCCCCUCAUCCCAAAGACAAUAUGUGGCGAUCGCGACGGGAAAAAAGAUGAACAAAUUGAUGGUAGCACGGGCGAACAAGAAGGGAAAUUGUUCAACUCCUUUUGCUUCGAGGACUAUGCGUGGAGGGUCUAUCAUGAACGCCUUCUUUUCAAAGACCCACUUGACCGGUACCGUAUUUGAUCUCUGGAUUUGUUGUGAUUUAUUAUUUAAGAUUGUUUUUAAUGAUAUUGGAGUGAAAAUCUUUACACAUUAUGCUUUUAAGUUUUUCGCGAAA